AUGUGGUUUAGAAUCAUGGACACCAAUAACGACGGUUUGGUCUACAAAGAGGAAUACGUGGACGAAGUGGCGAAACGAGGUCAACAGGUUCUCUCCCCAUGGAGGGCCAAUGCUUUUUCGUUGCCUUUUGUGGCUACACAGUCGGGCAGAAUACUGCUCAGAGUAAUAGAUGUCAACAACGACGGUUUGGUCUACAAAGAAGAAUUCAUGGACGAAGUGGCAUUUAGGGCUCAGCGGGUUCUCUCGUCAUGGAGGGCCAAGGCAGUGUAUGGAUUAAUGAAAACAGUUGAAAACUGCGAUGAGGCGAUGUCUGUUAGCGAGUAUUCCAAUUUGCUAGAGAUAACACGUAACGUCUUGCCUCCUGGAGAACUUUUCAAUAUCAUUGACCACAGCCGCAAUGACAUAAUCAGCAUGGAAGAGUUUUUAUAUGGUUAUGUAGACUGCGAUGAAGAAUUGUCUGCUGACGAGUAUUCCAACUUUCUACAUAUAACACGGAACGUAUUGCCUCCUGAAGAGCUGUUCAAUGCCAUUGACCGCAACCAAAAUCACAUCAUUAGUUUGGAUGAGUUCUUAUUUGUCUGUGGCGAUUUUUAUUUCGGAAUGAAAGACACCAAAACAGCCCUGUUCUAUGGUUCUCCUGGAAAUUAA
This is a messenger RNA of Lingula anatina, 648 nucleotides long. Its product is annotated as luciferin-binding protein-like. Lineage: Eukaryota; Metazoa; Brachiopoda; Lingulata; Lingulida; Lingulidae. The record is from RefSeq and is a predicted model, not a curated record.